Messenger RNA from Ictalurus furcatus (blue catfish), 2711 nucleotides. It is a transcript of the gene trim107, whose product is annotated as tripartite motif containing 107. The transcript has 2 exons. NCBI's taxonomy places the organism in Eukaryota, Metazoa, Chordata, Actinopteri, Siluriformes, Ictaluridae. The record is from RefSeq and is a predicted model, not a curated record. Bases 1058 to 2329 code for a protein of 423 amino acids.
UGAGCUUGCCCUGCUGAAAAAAACCCACACAGAACUUCUAAUGGUUUCCACUACAAAUACCAUUACAAAGCAUCAGCUAACCAUUAAAACCCUUUCCAUUAUUGGUCCUUAAUGGCAUCCACUAGCCAUAACAUGCCACCAAUAGAAGGCAAUAAUUUACCAGUAGAGACCCACAGGUGCCAUUACAAUUUCCAUUAAAACCAAUACAAUUCCUAUGAUAACCAUUAAAACCAUUACAAAUUUUUUAUGAGGGUUUCUUUGUGGGCAUUUUUGUAAUGGUACUCUUGCUCUUAUUUGCCACUAGGUAUAAGGAUGUGAACAGUGUAAGUUUUGUUUUGUGGGUAAGACUCUGGACUUUGACCCAUUGUCCUGAAUAACAAAAAAAACAAACAAACAAAAAAAACAGUGUUGGGAAACUUCAGGACAUGCUAGUUUAGUUAACCCACGUUUAUGUCCUUGGUGUGCUGCAAUACAUUAAAAAAGAAAAAUCAGAAAUCUAAAAGGUGUGCAUUAUAGCUGACACCUAGAUUAACACUUUACAGUUGGAUAUAUGACUGUAAGUCAUUCCCUUCAAAUGCUAUUGAAGUUAGAAACGUGUUUAACAAGGUCGUAUGUAACUUUAGAGACGGUCCCUUAAUUUCCGCAUAUCUGUGAAUACCGAACGUCAAGCCAACUUUAUUCCAGUCAUAAACUGACUACCCAUAAUGCGUGCUGUGUGCACGUGUCUUUAACAGGUGUGUACUGCUCUAAGCGUUUAGCCAACCUACUGUAGACCAACACGGGGAAGUUAAACGAUUUACCCAAGAUACUAACUACAGAUCAACAGUUUGGCAGAGUUACCAGAGAUGGAUUCAAGUUUUUCAUUGAAUCCUGUGGAACAAGAGUUCGCAUUUGUUUUCAUCUGUUUUCCAAUCGUGUAAUGCUUCAUUGUGGACAUUCAAUCUGCCUCACAUAUCUGGAGAAGAGCAGGAGAUUUAAGGCAGGUUCAUCUCACAACCACUGCCCAGAUUGCAGAGUGGAGUAGCAGAAUUCUGAAUUUGCAUAGAGGAACCUUACAAUGGAAAACACAGUUGAAAGUUACAAGGCCACACUUCAGGAAACGGCUGAAGGUGCACCUCAAAGAGGCGUGGAAAUAGAUGUGAUGGAAAGAAAAUAUGAGCCAUCAUGUCCUAGCCAGGGAGACGAUGGAUGUGAAGCAAUGUCCAACCCUGGUAAAGAUGUUGCUGAUCAUUCAGACUGUAUAGAAGUCAAGUUAUCUGAUGAGCUAAGCAAACGUAGAUCUCGAGUAACUCCUGUGAUGAUGGACAUCCAAGCCAAGAUUGAACUGGUGGAUGAUCUGUUGGCCAAUGCAAAGAAAAAAGAAGCAGCAGUCAAGACAUCAAACACCACCUUCAAAGCAGAAGUGCAAAUGGUUCUGGAGGAGAUGGUGGAGCUUCUGAGGAACUACAGUACAGCAGGGAUGGAGCUUCUAGAGGCCCAGUUAAGGCCAAGAGAGGAGCUUUUGGAGACCAGUGUUCAAACACUGUCAGAUCUCCGUAGGCAGCUUAAGGAAACAGAGCUCCAGGUUAACACCUUGUUGGAAGAGCAAGAUGAGGUUAGAUUUUGUAAAGAGAUCCAGGGGGUUGAGAAACUUGCUGCCAGUCUGAUUGUCAAACCUCAGAAAAUUGGAGCGAGUGAUGAGAACGAGGCAAACAUCAACAUGACCCAUAUGUGUGAGGAAAUGGAACACCGCAAUUAUGACCUCCAUCUCAAACUUGGAGCUGCCAAACGUCGUUUACGAAAUAUUCUCAACCCUUCUGAGGUGACUUUUGACUCUGAGACUUUACAUCCUUGCCUGGUGUUGUCUGAGGAUCGUAAAACUGUGUCCUUCAGUGUUGUUAAACAACCUUAUCCAGCUGGGCCACAGAGGUUCACCAACUACUUUCAGGCUCUGAGUUCCCAAAGUUUUUCCAAAGGAGAACAUUGCUGGAUUCUGCAAGCUGAAGGUUGCCCAUGGGUUCUGGGACUGUGCUAUGGGGGGUUACCCCGCUCUGGUACUGAAAGUGGUCUAGAAAGCAGAAGUGGAGCUUGGUGCCUAAUGUGGUAUGAUAACCUACUUAGGGCAUAUGAAGGAGGAAGAGAAACCCCGCUCAAGCGUACCCCUUUUUUCCAGAAGCUGGAGAUCCGCCUUAGCUUCAGCAAAAAUUGUGUAACAUUUUCUAGCAUAAGCAAUGUUAACGCAGCCAAAACUCAUCUCCAUACUUUUAAUGUGAGCUUCACUGAGCCUGUCUAUUUGGCUGUGAGAAUGAUGUCUGGUCAGCCUAAAGCUCGGAUAACACUGUGCGAGUAAAGUUAAAUCCACCUUAUAGAACACUCUUAAAGAUAACACAUCAUGUGUUAAUUUUGAACACACCGGCAUGUCUAGUCAAGGACAACGCAUUCUGUGUUUAGAAACGUUUAGAAAGUCCGAUGGUUGCCACUAGGUGGUGUUGAUCUCAACGUGAACCCAUGAACCAGUGUCUACUGGGGUUUUAACUGAUUCCGGGUCAGUUUUGUGUAUAUAUGUUAAUAAAACUGCAAUGAAUUAAUUGGGUUUGUACUGACCCAUGAUCACUGCUCACUUCAGGAUGCCUAGUUAAUCACCUGACGCCAGAUUUUUACUACAAAACAAACAAGCCUAGGCCAGAUGUGUGUUAAGAACUUCUGUUUUUAAAUAAAAAUUCAUAAUGACA